Molecule: messenger RNA, 2582 nt
Organism: Chiloscyllium plagiosum (whitespotted bambooshark)
Lineage: Eukaryota; Metazoa; Chordata; Chondrichthyes; Orectolobiformes; Hemiscylliidae
Source: RefSeq, a predicted model, not a curated record
GCCACAGCGUUUGGGAUGUGCGGGGGGUAGGACAGCUACCGCCAGCCGUCCCAACCCGGGUCUAUUACAAUCCCCAGGCUCAGAUUCUGCGGGCUCAAGGAUCAUUUUCUUAAACAAACCCCGAUCCCUCCUGCGAGGAAAGGCCGGGGUCUGGAGCGACAAGAGACACGAACUCGGCCUUUCUCUUCAGCAGCCCGAAAACACCCGCUCCCCAACGAGCUACAGGCAACAGUGAUAAAACUGGCUCACAACCAGCUUCUCAAGUGUGUGUCAAGAUGGGCAAGCUGGCUGAAAUGCCAGUCAUGUGUCGAGAAUGAAUUAUGUUAAGGAAAUGAGGCGGAAUGUGAGACCAUCUCCGCUGAAGAACAGGAUUUAUUUCAGGAAAUAGAAUUCCCACCAUCUUCUCCAACAAGCAUCUUUGACCGUGCAGAAUUAAAGUGGAGAAAGGAGGCGGCGAAGGCGUUAAGUGUUGCCAGUCAUAAAUAUGGCGUCCACCGCGUAAGUCACAGGCAGUGCUUCAUGCAGGCACUUCUUUGAUGAGCUGGACUUCCUGGGUCAGUAGUGAUGGAAGAUGCUGGGAAUCCACAUGGCCGCGAGGAUGCACCUUCUCAGAUGAAGAUUGAUCCAAGUGGCUCCAAUCCUAUCUUUCGCAGCAAUGACCCGCCUUUUGAAAACCAGGACCCAGCCGCUGUAUGGGAGCAAUCUUCCAACAAGCUAAAACUGAGUUGGGAUCAUGCUUAUGAAAGGGAGCUGCAGUCCUUUUAUGAUUCUGGUGAUGUUGGUGAAAUUUGGUUUGGUGAAGAAAGCAUGGAUCGUAUUAUAACAUGGUUGGAAUUGCAAAACAUUCCCAAAGAUGCUGCCCUGCUGGAUAUUGGGACGGGAAAUGGGUAUUUUUUGAUUGAACUUGCAAAGUCUGGAUUUACUAACCUGACUGGAAUUGAUAAUUCUCCUCCUGCAGUAGAACUUGCAAAAGCUUUUGCUAAAAAGGAAGAGGUGAUGACUUUGAAAUUACAGGUGGCAGACAUUUUGCACCCAUUUCCUAAUCUUUCUCAGUAUGAAAUUUGCAUCGACAAAGGCACUUUUGAUGCCAUCAGCCUCAGCCCUGACCACCCAGCUGAAAAACUGAGUUUAUAUCGGCAAGCCUUGCAUAGUGUCCUGAAGGAUGGAGGCCUUUUCCUCAUAACAAGCUGUAACUGGACCAAAGAGGAACUCCUCAGCCAUUUCAAUAAAGGAUUUGAGAUGCUGCAGGAACUACCAACACCCAAAUUCCAAUUUGGAGGCAAGACUGGAAAUAGUGUAACAGCACUGGUUUUCAAACGGAAAUGAUGUCAGGAUAACUGCAGAACAUAAGACUCUGAGUGGUCAGCUCCAAACUACUGCUCUUCUCAGACCAGAAUCACUUAAACAAGUUAUAGUGCUCCCAUGAGAUGAGCAUUCCUGUUAUUUAUGUGUUUAAUUUCACGAUUUUGCCAUUUCAUAGGCACUUCAUUGUGAAAAAGAAUAAUUUUCAGUCUGAACUCAAUCACUCAACAAAGCCUGAAGUGAUAACUAAAAGAUUUGUGCAAAGGUAGUCUGAAUGGACGUAUAACUUUUCAAAUGAAGAUUAUUAUUCCUCUCCUUUGCCCCAUUACAAACAGCACACUGCAUUCACAAAGUGCACCAGUGGCCUCUAGUGGCAGCAGACUGGGGGUACAUGAAUCUGCACUGUCACAUUCAUGCUGGCGUACUGAGCAGCAGAAGUAGGACAUUCAGCUACCAAGUCUGCUCAUACUUGGGAAAAUCUUUGGUGCCAAAUCAACAAAUUGCAGUUCAGUCACUUAUUCCAAAAGUGCUCUGAAUUCAUAAUUGCCUUAUUUUGUAUCACGUUCAGAAUCUGUAUUAAAAGACAUCAGAACUUUUUUUGAUGGGUAAAGAUAAAAUACUGUAGGUGCUCAAAAUCUGAAGCAAGCACAGAGAAUGUUGGAGAAACUCAGCAGGUCUGGUAGCCUGUAUGGAGAGAAAACAGAGCUAGUGUUUCAAGUCCAGUAUGACUCUGGACUAAUUCUGUUUCUGAGUCAGCAGAUGCUGCCAGAUCUGCUGAAUUUCUGCAGAGUUCUGUUUGUUGUUUGUUUUGGUGCAUGUUACAUGUAGAAUUAUUGUGGGUGUUUUCAAAUCUUUAAAAAACAUUGGCUAAAUCUUUAAGUUUGACAGCAAAUGUGAUGUGUUAAUAUAUUUGGGGUUUGCAUAUUUAAAUGUUGGCAUUUACAAGUUAAUAUACCUUGGUGUGGAUGGAUUGAGAGUGACAGUCAUAAAUAUGGCAAUUUUCUUAUCGAUAAAGCAAUUCUGAAGAAGAAUCAAAAGAUAACACUGUUCUUCUCUCUCCACAAAUGUUGCCAGAAAUUGCUGAGUUUCUCCAUCAUUGUUUGUUUUCAUUUUGUUUGGAAAAGCUGACUUAAUUUAUAAUGAACACUUGAGAAGCUGGAGGUUCCUGAUAGAAAUAGUAAUAUUUCUGGAAUGGAAAGGUGGGAGAAGAAAGUCACAGCUUUGUGUUGAUUUUAAUAUGAAGUACUUGUAUAAUAAAGUGCAAGUUCUAUAGUGUUAAA